AAUCUCCCCAUUCCCCAUGGCGUUUGUGGUGCGUUCUGAGCGGCGGAUGCUCGCCGACAUGAUGCCGGCAGGGCCGUCGGACGUGGGGCCAGGUUCUUACAUCGCUCACCACGAGUACAGACGGCUCAAGGGGUAAGAGAAAGCACACGAGGGAGAUGCGGCUCACCCAGGUACCUUUCUGUUCUUGUUUUGCCUCAGCACAGCGCCCUUUGGUUCUACAGAGAGCAGGAACGAGCCUCCACCGGCGCUGUCGCUGUCCCCGAUAACCGGAGGGCCAGGACCAGGUGAUGCGUCCAUACGUAUGCGGUCGAGGUGCGUGGAUGAAUCUCUUCUCUUCUGUUUCAGGAACAUACGACCCUCAAUUGCCGAGUGGGUGCCAUGUUCAUAUAUCACGAGAGUGUAGAUGUAGGGCGGCCCUUCCUUGAUUUGUUGGUGCAGGUCCUGCCUUCUUUGACCCCGGUCUGCCGCGACGAGCCGCAGCCUUCCAUGUGUCGGUCAGCCACCGAGCACUCCCUCUGCUUCUUGUUCCAUCGUUACCUUUGUCCGCACAGAGUGACCGGUGGGACAGCCAGUCGGCAUUCGGGGGGGCCGGCAAGGACUUCCCUGGCCCAGGUGCCUACAAUACCAAGCUGUUCUCGCCCCGCAGAGGCGAGAAGGGCGAAAGAGGCGUCGGAGCGGGCGGGAUGGUUGAAAUGGCGCGACAAGGCGGCAGGAACCUUCCUGUGUCGGGCACUGUGGCACUCACGACCAACCUGUUGCCUCAGCCAGGGGAGCGCGACGACGAGCGGGAGCGUCGGCUGGUGUCUGCACCGUCCAUCCCUGCCUAUCGGCAGUGCUUUGGGUAUGAAGAAGACGAAGUGGGGCGCCUCGUGAGACAGCCCUGCCCUGAGAACGUGAGCGGCGGCUUGUCAAAGGAUAGUGAGUCAUCUGUCUGUUGCGUGUAUAGUGGCUGGACGGCACCCCCCGGCGACGUGUCGGUCCGGGGGAAUACAUGCCGAACGAUUAUUGGUCGUCAGGUCGCAUCCGGACAGACAGAGGUACAGACAGACAUCAAUACAGAGACACGAAGCGUGGGCUAUCUCUGCCCCCCUUGGUGGCAGCUCUCAACUGGUCUCGCUUAUCUGGCCGACGCGACAUGGUCCUCAACAACAACCCCGGACCAGGUGGGCAAAUACAGAGCCGAAUCCUUUCCCUUUAUUCGCUAUCAUGGACUCUCGCCAGGCACGUACACGGCCAAGCGUCUAGUCAAGCCAUCUCGGUUGACAUCUGCCUUUGCUUCCGGCACGCGAAGAGCUCCGCCAGGGCCCCUCGAAAGAAGUCAGAUAGGGAGAUAAAGAGCAGCCGGGCUGUUGGCAUUGUUUCUUUCUCCGCGGUUGUGCAGGAGUUGAGUCGGCUACUCCUGCGAGGGGUCAGCGUGAGUCGACCGAGAGCCUGGCACAGCCACAGUCCAUCGCACCAUUGGAGCCCCCAGGGCCAGGUAGACAGACCCACGUCUUCGUCUUCCCCUUCACAAGUGCACUUCACAAGUGGCAUUUCCUUGUUUUCCAAACAGGGGCCUACGAGUUCCCUCCCACCAUUCAGCCCAAAAGAAUAGCCGAAGAGCACCAGUUCUUCGGUCAGCAUGCAUAGAAUGCACUUCUCCAUAAGUCAGGUGCCUCUUGUUUGUCGUCCCAGGCACAUCUGCUGAGCGUUUUCCACGGUACGACACCAACCCAAGCCCUGGACCAGGCAAGGAGACCCACAUGCAUAGCUAGAUAGACCAGCCGUGGAGGCACAUCCCUGCGCGCCUUUCGCUGUUCUGCAGCUGCAUAUGCUGUCGAGAGGGAGUUCCUAAACUUCAAUGAGCUGCGGGUGAGACCAUCGACACAGGGAGAACAAGAGUGUCUCAUUGGACAUCGUUGACAUGUCUCCGUUUGGUCCUCAGGGUCCCGUUUUCUCACGAGGCGCCGACCGAUUCCAGCCAAGGAGACGCAGCCAGGCAGCCCCAGGGCCGGGGGCCUACAACCUCUCAGGCCACACCAUCAGCGGCAUCCACGGCAAUGACCUGGACGGCAGGUCACCCCAACACUCCCUCACCACCAGCGGCAGUCUCCGCAACCUGGUUCGCAGCACGUCCCCACCCAUGCGGGCUGCGCGAGGCGGCCCUGCAUUCGGAGGGUCUGAGAGGAGAUUCUGCACACUGUCUGAGGCAGAGUGCCCUGGGCCAGGCGCGUAUGACGGCACCAGUGACGGCUUCAGGGGUGCAGACGGCCGGCGGUCGGCUGCCUUCGCAUCCAAGGCCCGACGGCUCGACUUUCAGGCUUCAGUUGUCAAGCGUACGCAUGUCAUCGAGCAGGCCAUGCACACCCGGCACACGUCUAUCAUGUCAUUCUUCAGGUGCUCAAGGUUUGCCGAGUCCAGCCGACUACGUCAGUCCCGUGGCGUUUGUGUCUUGCCGCCCCAAACACAUACCCACGAAAUCUGAGGGGUUCCUCUCCACAGCCCUGCGGGAUGUCUCUAGCGUGCCGCCAGGUGGGCACCAUCAUCGAUUUCGUGCAUCGUUUGCCUUUGCACACUGCCACGUCGUACAGACCUGAGGAGCCGGCCCGGCCCGGGUCAAUAUGAGUCCGAGUUUGGGACGAUGCAGCAGAACAGGUGAGACACGAUGUGUCUGUCGGGUUCGCCAUUCAUGGAUGGGAUGCCCUUUUGCGUGUCACUCCAGGGCCCAGUCUGCCCAGCGGUAUCGCUACACGCCGGUCUCGGCGGCAUUCAGUACCUCGGUGGGGCAGCCACAGCACAGCACAGACACACAUCGCGCAUAUCAUAGGGCAUAAUUGCGUGCUGUCUUUAUCCCGGCAGGCGGGGCGAUUUGCCGGAGAGAGGCGCUCUGUGUCGCCUGGGCCAGGUCAGCACAGCAGCGCCAUUACUUUGUGUGGGUGAAUGGAUUGCUGUGUGUGUCACUCACGGGUGCCUGCAGGGGAGUAUGACUAUGACAGGGGUGGCAGAGAUUGGACGAAGCAGACCUUCAACUGCCUUUUUGGCGAUGUACUCUGAGAGCCUGCCUACGUGUCUGCCUGCCCCUUUGCGUGCUUGGACGGCAUAUUUGUGUUGUGUCUGCCAUCCAUGUGUAUGGCUGAAGGCGAGAGCGAUUAAGACGUGAAGUGAGAUGUCUUGCACGUGGUGCAUUCACGGAAGGGAACACAUCUGUUCCAUUGACUGUAC
This is a messenger RNA of Vitrella brassicaformis, 3201 nucleotides long. NCBI's taxonomy places the organism in Eukaryota, Vitrellaceae. The record is from the annotation of a GenBank genome assembly.